This is a messenger RNA of Rhododendron vialii, 4269 nucleotides long. Its product is annotated as sister chromatid cohesion protein PDS5 homolog C-like. The record is from RefSeq and is a predicted model, not a curated record. The transcript has 15 exons. Gene Ontology annotation, biological process: DNA repair; mitotic sister chromatid cohesion. NCBI's taxonomy places the organism in Eukaryota, Viridiplantae, Streptophyta, Magnoliopsida, Ericales, Ericaceae. The coding region runs from base 297 to 2414 and encodes 705 amino acids. Gene Ontology annotation, cellular component: chromatin; nucleus.
UGACACGGAGGGGGGCGAUUAGCAAUCCACCUGAAAAAAUAGUGCACCUCUCUCUCUCUCUCUCUCCAGAAUAAUACUCUCUCCAAGAUCCUUUUUCGAACUACUGGUUAUUACGUUCGCCCGCGCUCUAGGGUUUCGCGAGCUCGUCCAAGAUCUUUUCGAUUUCUCUCGCUCUGGAUAAAAGAUCGCUUCGAUUCCGUCUUUAUGUUGGUCUCUAGGGUUCCAAUGGCGUGAAAUCUUGAGUUGAAAUAGUGGUAUUUUUCCCCCCCGGAGGAUCUAGAAAGAUAAGAAAGCGAAUGGGGUCUCUCGAGGAGCAGCUGGUGGCAGCUGGGAAUAGUCUCCUUCAACCUCCGUGUUCGGUCGACGAACUCCUACUUCUUCUUGACCAAGUUGAGAAUCGUCUCACGAGGGUGGAGCAGUCACCAUCCAAAUCAAUGCAAACGGCACUUGCUCCAUGUAAAAAGGCAUUGGUCGCAAAUGAACUUUUAAGGCAUCCCGAUGCAGAUGUCAAAGUUGCAGUUGCGUCCUGCAUCAGUGAGAUAACAAGAAUUACUGCACCAGAUGCUCCGUAUGAAGAUGAUCAGAUGAAGGAUGUCUUCCAGUUAAUUGUAUCAUCCUUCGAAAAUUUAUCUGAUAAGUCCAGUAGAUCAUAUCAUAAGAGGACCUUGAUUCUUGAAACUGUAGCCAACGUCAGGUCAUGCGUGGUCAUGUUGGAUCUGGAAUGUGAUGGGCUGAUUAUUGAGAUGUUCCAGCACUUUCUGAAAGCUAUUAGGGAUUACCACCCAGAGAUUGUCUUUUCCUCCAUGGAGACAAUUAUGACUCUUGUACUGGAAGAGAGCGAAGACAUUUCAUUCGAGCUAAUCUCGCCCAUUCUUGCUAGUGUGAAAAAGGACAAUCAGGAAGUUUUGCCUAUCGCUCGGAAAUUGGGCAAGAGAGUAUUUGAAAAAUGCUCGAUGAAGCUAAAACCUUGUCUGGUACAAGCUAAGAAAUGCUUGGGCUUUUCUUUAGAUGAUUACAGUAAAAUAAUAUCUUCUAUAUGCGAUGGAACAGCUGCUGCAGUUGGACGUCGUGAUGACAAUGCUUGUGGAGAACAGAUGGCUGAGGAGAGCAAGUUGUGUACGGCAUCUCCAGAGGGGGCACCUCAGUUGUGGCAGGCUGAUGAGAAGAAGUUAGCUGAGGCAUCUUCCAAUGACGCAGCCCAGGAUCAGGUAAACGAAGAAAGCGUGACAGAGACUCGUCCUGAAGAUUGUUGUGAAGACAGUUCUCCUAAGUCAGUUAUGAGUAAUGGCCUUGCAGAGCCAGGGAAUGAAGACAGAUUGGCAGACCCAGAAUCUUCAAAGAGGCCAGAGCAUGCCCAACAAGCUGACCACUCAAUUGAUGCUCAGCCUGAUUAUUCGGAUAGUGGCAAGAUAUUAAAAUCACAGUCUAAGGUAAAAAUAACAUCCAAGAAAAGGAGAAGGAAGCUGAACUCUUCAGUCAAAUCAUCAGAACCUUCUGAUCGAGUUGAUAGUGAUAAAGAUGCUGAAAGGACAGAGGACCGGCCUCCUGACGAACCCUCUGUUGGGGUGGCCGUGCCUUCUGAAAAUGAAAAAGAGAACAUUCAGCUUUCUUCACCAAAGGCAUUGGCGGGUGAGGCUGUGAAUGUUGCUUCCCCACUUCCAAGUGGGGGUAUUUCUGAUGGGGGUCGUCCCAAAAAGGCUGGACGAGGGAAGAAGAAAGAGAACUUUAUUCAAGAAGUUUCACUAUCCACCGAUGUUUCUAAGAAGUCAUCUGAAGUGGCAAUUGACACAGAAGUAAAGCCACAUAAACGCUCUAGGAAAAAGGCUCGUGUUGGGGGUACUUCUGGGGAGAAGACUCCUACUCUUGCGGAAACAUUCACGAGUGAAGAUGGAACUGCAAGUGAUUCAGAGGCAAAACCAUUGAAACAGUUGGGUAGGAAGGUGGUAAGAGAUAGUAUAGGGGAUGGACUCUCAUCAAAGAAGGAAGAUGGGAAAAGACAUGGACGUGAUAAAGCCACUUCUGAGAAGGAUGUAACAAAGGCUGCCACUAAAGAUGGUGCCAAAGAAGUGGUUUCUUCACCAAAGACCGCCUCAAAAUUAGCUAAAGGUGAAGGGCUCCCCAAGGCGCUCUCCAAGAGAAAGCGUACUGCAGGGAAAGGGAGAUCAUUGGAUGCCAUGGAGUACGGUGCCAACCUGGUGGGUGCAAAGGUUAAGGUUUGGUGGCCAGAUGAUGAGAUGUUUUAUGAAGGUGUUAUUACUUCUUUUUAUUCUGAUGAAAAGAAACAUACGGUCUCAUAUACAGAUAAUGAUGUAGAAGUACUAAAUCUUAGAGACGAAAAAUGGGAGUUUAGAAGUGACUUAAUGCCAGAUGGGGAGCAAGCAACCGAAUGCCACAGUCCUUCCCCUGAAAUGUAAGUAAAGAAGAAAGCAAAAACAAACUCCAAAUCGGAAGCUAAGCAAGGAAAGAUGGAGGGCUCACGAGGUGGGGAAACUUCCUUGAGCAAAUUGAAAGGAUCAGCUUCAAAAUCUGGUCGUAUAUCGAAGAACGCCCCCUCCAAGUCUGAUGGUAAAGCAGAGGAUGAUAACGGCGGUAAAAAAUCCAAGGAUCCUCUGCAAAAAAGUAAAAUUAGUGUUGCCUCUAGUACACCUGGCAAAUCCAAAGAUGUUGAUGGGGGCACACCAAGGACCAGUGCCAAGUCCAAGCAAGAGACCCCUAAGACAGCCGCCAAAAACAGUCCCAGAACUUCCACCAAGUCUAAGGGUAAAGGCUCCAAAAGUGGGGGCACGUCUAAUGCUAAUGGUUACGGAAAGGCAAAAUCUGCUUCUGGAAAGGGGAAAGAAAGCAAGAGAAAUGAAAAGUCUCCUGAGAUUGUGAAGACGCCAGAAGAAGAUGCGAAGAAGAGUGGAAAGAAGCGGCAAAGAGGGGCUAAAGGCUGAAAGUUCGCACUUUUAAGCUUUUUCUUCAGAUUUUGAAACGGUUGGUUUGUGUCUCCUUUUUUAUCUUUUGCAUGCCUCCGUGGAACCUUCAGUUGCGGUUUUUUGGAUGGCUACAUUUUGGGUAUGUUGGUUUUCCUUUCACACAUGAUUCUGAUAUCAAUGGGAGACUGGGUAGUGGUGGUGGUAAUUGUCUUGGUUUGUUUCGGUUGGGGUAGGAAUAGGGUUAAAUUAGUUUUAACUUGUAUUUGUCACUUAUUAGAGGGAAUUCUUGCUAUUUUUUAAGGUCUGCAGCGGAAAGGCUUUCUGGUUAGUUUUUGGUUAGUCUGUAAUGUGCUAGAUGGACCCAAAUGCUAUUGAAAUGACUGCUGUUCUUACUUUCCAGCCUCCUAAAGUAUGGCUUUCAUUUUCUCCAAAUUUUCACGUGUAUGGUGUCGUGACUCGCGAAUAGUAACCUCCCUGUGUGAUUGUAUGUUUUUCAUUACUCAAUAAACUUUCAUAGAUCCUAGGUUUUAGGUUUUGGAAAGUGGUUUGUAUAAAGCUUGUCAUGAACUUUCUUGAAAUGAUUUAAUGAUAAGCUUUGGCUAGCGUAUUUUGCGAUGGGAAUUCGCUGCCCAUUUCAUUUUUCUUAAUGCAUGUUAAUUCCCAGGGAAAAUGAGCCCCAUUGGAACGUGGGAGCACAUAUUUGGGUAAAUUAGCUGAAAUCCACAAACUGAUACCUAGUACAACUACCUACGUAAUUUGCUUUUGAGUUAGGAGUCCCUUAGUUCUUUAAUUUGAGUCAAUAGUAAAGAAACGGCCUGACUGGGAGUGGGUUUUGCUUUCAGGCUGGAAGCGGUACCUUGUUGAUCCUAGGGUUCGGGUAGAACAAAAGCUCUCUUUGCUAUGGCUUUUAAACAAAGCUAUAAAGCAAAGCACGGUUCUGGAAAGAAGCACUAAGCUAUAGAAGCAAAGGCAAGGGAACAAACCGUUAAAAGAGGCUGAGGCUGAGGCUGUUCCAGGUCUAGAAGAAAAUGAAGAACUGUUUGUACUAUUAAAAGAUGUAAGAAAUAUUGGUGUGUUCUGUUAUUAGGUGAUGUGUAAAGUAGUAGUAGGAAAGUCUACGUAAUAAUAGUUGUGGCAGGUGUGAUGUGUAAUUGGUUUAUAUUGUUCAAGUGUCCUUUAUGGGUGACCAAUUAUAUGUGGUACUGUUGCUCUGAUGUAAUUAGUGAUGCAAGCAGUUGUGUUUGUACUUCCUCCUUACGCCUAUAAAAAGAGGACUCUACCAAUUGUAAUAUCUAAGUCAGUGCAAGUUAGUGUGUGUGUUUCUCAAUAAUACAUCUCUCGUGUUCUCUAU